This is a messenger RNA of Neoarthrinium moseri, 1047 nucleotides long. RefSeq lists its product as uncharacterized. The transcript has 4 exons. The record is from RefSeq and is a predicted model, not a curated record. Bases 1 to 1047 code for a protein of 348 amino acids. Lineage: Eukaryota; Fungi; Ascomycota; Sordariomycetes; Amphisphaeriales; Apiosporaceae.
AUGACUAUCUCUCGUUUUCUCACAGCCGUUUUGGUGUCGUUGGACCUAGUGUCAGCGGCGCCAAAUCUGAAGUCUCGCCUAGAGUCGGGUCCUCGUCCGCAUGUCAUUGUGGCUUUGUGUAACGCCAUCGAACCUGCGGUGUUUUAUUUUGAGAGCGACAACGAUAAGCCCGACAUCCCCGAUAGUAUCAAUAUCCUCCAAUCUUCCAAGAAGGUUACCGAGGGCGUGGCCCCACCAUUCAACCUGCCAUUCGUAGUGAUGGGAAAGUACAAUAUCCUAGGAGGGGCAACUGUCAUAGCCGGCGGUCCAGGAUCCUACGAAGGGGCGUUCAAAGGAACCGUGAAAUACGGCCAGACAGGCCUGAAUUGCUUCGACAGCCAGUUGCGUAGCUUCACUUAUACACCGUCUCCCCAAGACACUGCACCCGCAUUUUCGGGCGAAACGAAGUGUCUGGCGGCGUUUUCAUGCACCCGGGCCGAAGGCAUCGACGUCAAGUUCGAGGUCUCUGACGACACGGUUGUUAUUGCCAACUACAAGGCCGGUUUCGAGAAGCCAUCCAACAUGAUCAGCACUGCCAAAGAACUCAUCAGCAGCGGAGGUAAACUGUGCAAAGAUGGCGACGUCUCUGUCGACAUAGACAACACUUGCAAGAUAACGCUAUCAAAUUGCGACGACGCCAGCGGUGCUCUACUUCCAAAGCUCAUUGAUUCUUUUGGUGCUCUUGCCGAUCAGAACGGAGCUUUCGCGCUUUCCAGCCAGAAGAACACUCAUUGCUCGGGACCGGCCUAUUGUCCGCCUUCUAUGGAUACACAAAUGAUCAGGCUUCCGAAGAGGUGGCAGGCGCUUGUCAGCAAUAUCCCCCCUCCCGGCAGCAACAACCAACCCAGUAUUCAAGCUACCCUGGACCUCUCCUUCGAAUGCCAUUCUGAUAUGGACGAGACCAUGUGCAAGGUUUUGAAGGGCCUCGCUGGCACCGGCGCCUUGAUUCCAAUCGUCGGACCAGCCUUUGGGGCCGGUGCCCUGGCUGUGGACUUGGCAUGCUCAUGA